AUGGGACCUCUUCUCGUUUGCUUCUUCAGUGGUCUCGGGUUCACCACUUGUAUCAUCAUCCUACCGCAGCACUAUCAGGUGGUCUUUCGAGACUCACCACCGAUAGCUGGCUACCAUCUCCUCGUCAUGACCCUCGUCACGCCUCUAGGCUCCGCGUUCCACCUUCAUCAUAGUUGGGACGGGUCUCUCGACAAUGACUACACAUACGUCCGAUACGUUUCCCGCAUCCGAGUAUGGGUACUAAAUUAUCAUGGGAUUCGGAUUUGGCAUCAAUUUAGCAACGAUUUUCAUGGCUGUGCCUCUCGCGUUUACCGAGCUUCAGCGGUCGACAUGGGAAUCAGCAACCAACUUCGCGUCCUCGGCGGGAAGAUCCUUGACCCAGUGCAUAUGAAAGCGCCGCUGGCCUCUGCGCAGAAAAUGGCAUUAAUCCCGCCGCAGCGGCCAAAAUUACAGCACUAA
This is a messenger RNA of Lindgomyces ingoldianus, 459 nucleotides long. RefSeq lists its product as uncharacterized. The transcript is spliced from 5 exons. Lineage: Eukaryota; Fungi; Ascomycota; Dothideomycetes; Pleosporales; Lindgomycetaceae. The record is from RefSeq and is a predicted model, not a curated record. Bases 1 to 459 code for a protein of 152 amino acids.